CAGACCAAUCAUCGUGAGUGUACCCACACCAGAGAUUCCCUCCUACUAAAAAAUCCCAUCCUCCUUGAGGGCUUCAACUCGCUAUAAAGCCACAGCAGUUACCAUGGGUGUGUUAUGUCAGAAAGGACCGGCCAGAUCCUACAGUAUGGCCUGCCGACUCAUUAGUCUUGGACUUCUGCUACUGUUUUUUGCCGAUACCACUUCCCAAGGUGAGGUUGGCAACAUUGAUGGAGCUCUUAUUAAUGACUGUGCCAAUGAGGCAAAACAGCUGGUGGACAAGGCUUACAAGCAUACACGUGACAGUUUAAAGGUACGUGUUAGUAAGAAGACGGUGAAUCCCGCUGACCUCAUGGCUUAUUUCAAGCAGCCUGUGGCUGGGAGCAGAAAUGCCAUCAGAGCCGCAGAUUACAUGGAUGUCACGCUCCAGCUUAUGACUGAGAAGGUUAAGAACUUCAUUCAUAGACCUUUUAAUAUCACAGAUUUGCUGACAGAAAAACAGAUGGAAAUUCUGUCUCAACUAACGGGCUGCGCUUCACAGUAUAUUCCGAAGGCUUGUACAGACAGCCCCUAUCGUACCAUCACCGGGGAGUGUAAUAACAGGAAGAAUCCCCGACUUGGAGCAUCCAACAUAGGCUAUUUACGCUUGCUGCCAGCUCAGUAUGAAGAUGAUUUUUCUCUUCCACGUGGCUGGACGGAAAAUAAGACUUUCAAUGGAUUUCCCCUUCCCCUGACUCGUGCGGUAUCCAAUGAGAUUGUCCGUUUUCCUACAGAAGAUUUGACUUUGGAUGAAGGCAGGACCCUCAUGUUUAUGCAGUGGGGACAAUUUUCAGACCAUGACCUGGAUCUUGCUGCAGCAAGCCCUGCAAGGUCAACUUUCCUUAAAGGUGUGGACUGUGACACCAGCUGUGUCCGUGAAAGCCCUUGCUUCCCUUUGAAGAUUCCUCCAAAUGACCCUCGGAUUACGAAUCAGAGUGACUGCAUCCCACUGUUCCGUUCCGCUCCAGUCUGCAACCUUCAGUCUCCAGUACGUGAGCAGAUCAAUGUGCUCACAUCCUUCAUUGAUGGAAGUCAAGUUUAUGGCAGUGACGUACCAGUUGCUGAAAAACUGCGCAACAACACUAACCAGCUGGGUCUUAUGGCCAUUAAUGAGAACUUCACUGACAAUGGAUUUGCCUUCUUGCCUUUUGAUACAGUUAGCGGAGAUUUGUGUAUCACAACAAAUUCAUCGGCUGGAAUCCCUUGCUUCUUUGCAGGUGACAAUCGGGUCAGUGAACAGCCUGGUUUAACAGCUUUCCAAACACUUUUUGUGCGGGAGCACAACCGCAUAGCGGCUCAGCUGCACAAGUUAAACCCAAGUUGGUCGGGAGAGACUCUGUAUGAAGAAACUCGGAAGAUUGUUGGUGGCAUCUUACAGAAAAUUACAUACAACGAUUGGCUUCCUUUACUCCUGGGAUGCGAUACAAAAAGAGUCCUACCUCCAUAUAAAUCUUAUAGUGAGAAUGUGGAUCCAACAGUGUCCAAUGUAUUCACUAUUGCCUUCCGCAUGGGACACACCCUGAUACAGCCCUUCAUUUACAGGCUAGGUGAUGGGUAUCAACCUUAUAUGCCAGAACCUCAAGUCCCACUUCACAAGACAUUCUUUGCCAGUUGGAUGGUGGUGACACAAGGGGGAAUUGAUCCUCUACUCCGGGGUAUGAUUGCAAACCGAGCCAAACUGAACCGUCAGAACCAGUUGGUGGUUGAUGAGUUGAGAGAACACCUCUUUGAGUUUGUUAAGCGCAUUGGACUUGAUCUAUCAGCUAUAAACAUGCAAAGAGGCCGAGAUCAUGGUUUGCCAGGAUACAACGCAUGGAGGAGGUUCUGUGGUUUAUCUGCACCUCGCAAUCUGAAUGAGCUGGCCUUUGUGCUGCGUAACAGGGAACUGGCUCAGAAAUUCAUGAAACUCUAUGGGACGCCUGAAAACAUUGACAUCUGGGUUGGAGGGGUUGCUGAACCCCUGGUUCCUGGUGGAAGAGUUGGCAAGCUACUCACGUGUCUAAUUGGGAACCAGUUCCGCAGAGCCCGGGAUGGAGACAGAUUCUUCUAUGAAAACCCCUCAGUGUUCACCACUGCUCAGAAAAAAUCAAUAGAGCAGGUGACUCUGGCACGCGUUAUCUGUGACAACACGAAUAUUAAAGAGGUCCCUCGAAAUGUCUUUAUGGGGAACGACUACCCUCGAGAUUUUGUGAACUGCUCCAAAAUACCUGCGCUAGACCUGAGUCCAUGGAAGUUAUAGAGGAACUGAUUAUCACCAUUAGGAGCAGUGGAAAUCUGAAGAAAAUACUGUUACUCAGCAGCACUUGCUCACAAUGCCUACUCAGUUAUUUGGACUACAAGUUUCUAUGUAUGUUUGGGAGUGGAUCAGUG
This is a messenger RNA of Spea bombifrons (plains spadefoot toad), 2406 nucleotides long. Its product is annotated as eosinophil peroxidase-like. Gene Ontology annotation, biological process: response to oxidative stress. Lineage: Eukaryota; Metazoa; Chordata; Amphibia; Anura; Pelobatidae. The record is from RefSeq and is a predicted model, not a curated record. Bases 104 to 2275 code for a protein of 723 amino acids. The transcript is spliced from 14 exons. Gene Ontology annotation, molecular function: heme binding; peroxidase activity.